AUGAACUGGCUGAAAUCUACGUUGGCCAGCGUCGCCGGCACCCAAGAGCCCAUCUAUGGACCCGCUGCGAUCCAAUCUGUUGCGGAACAAACAACCCCGUACACGGUGCUAACAAAGGAUGAUCUGAAAUGGAAGGCCAUGCAAUCUACCUGCGUGGAGACCCAGACUUUCUACUUUUUGUCUGACAAGGGCCACAUCGCGAUGGUUCAGGUCAUCUACAGCAAUGUCGCUGGUCUUCACACGACAUGCCAAUUCAACACGAAAAUUUACUCCACUGAUGAGGAGAAGCCCCACCUUUGGCACACGGACCCGGUUGAGAACUAUCUGUUCGACGAGGACAUGCUUUCGUUUGGCGGGGACAACAUUGCAGUAACUCUAAACGAAGAAGGGACGGCAUAUACCAUUAAAUCUGCUUUGAACGAGAAAAGCCUGAUCAACCUUACGGUGACCAGGGCGUCUCCAGGUUUUUUUGCGGGGAAGAAUGGUACUUCCAACUUCGGCACCGACCCCGAGCGACCGUGGGGUAGCAUGCGCCAUGCAUUUUGGCCUCAGUGCAAGGUUGAAGGGUCAAUUAUAACGCCUGAUGGCGAAAUUGACUUUGCUGGAAGAGGUUUCUUCGUGCAUGCGUUGCAGGGAAUGAAACCACAUCACUUGGCGACGCGAUGGAACUUUGCCAACUUCCAGAGCGCGAAGUACUCCGCCAUGAUCAUGGAGUAUACCACCCCGCCGUCGUACGGAUCGACGGUCGUGAACGUCGGCGCCGUCGUCAAGGACGGAGAAAUCAUCUACGCGGGGACGUCCAACACGGCGUCGCAUGAGAAGUCCACGCACGACUCCGACAACGACUGGCCCGAGCCCAGCCACAUCAAGUUCACGUGGGCCGGCACGACGCGGGAUGGCAAGGAGUUCAGCGCGCUGCUGGAGAGCUCCCUUGGGCCUCGGCUCGACAGGAUAGAUGUCAUGGCCGAAGUGCCGGGCAUUAUCAAGUCGAUCGUCGGCAGUGUGGCGGGCACGAAGCCUUAUAUCUACCAGUUUUCCCCUCAGGAGAAGGUACACUUGAAUAUUAAGAUCGGAGACGAGGAGAUUGUCGAAGAAGGCACUCUCUACCUCGAAGCGACGUUUAUAUCCUAG
Ophidiomyces ophidiicola is the source of this 1131-nucleotide messenger RNA. RefSeq names its product putative cell survival pathways protein (gene SVF1). Gene Ontology annotation, cellular component: cytoplasm. The record is from RefSeq and is a predicted model, not a curated record. The transcript has 5 exons. The coding region runs from base 1 to 1131 and encodes 376 amino acids. Gene Ontology annotation, biological process: response to oxidative stress. NCBI's taxonomy places the organism in Eukaryota, Fungi, Ascomycota, Eurotiomycetes, Onygenales, Onygenaceae.